AUGGACGGUUAGAUACACCCCAAUAAUAAAAAUCAGUGGGGUACAAUUUAGAAGUUGGUACGGGAGUCUGGAAAAUGUCUGGAUGUGCUUUUUUCCGAUUUACUAGAGCCACUAGACUAUGAGCAGACGUCGGAAAGGGAAAGUACAGUGAGAGAAUGGGGAUGAUUUCAUUUCACAUGCAGCUCGUUUGGUAAUAAAUUCAAUGAUUUCUUCUGAAUGAGGCCUAAUUGGGUUGUAAUCGGUUAUGGGUGUACUGUUGUUCUCUCCAGCUCUGCCGUAGCCUAUCCAGUAUGCUGGAAUACUUUGUAUUGAUUGUAAUGGGUGGACUGGACUGAGGUUCUCUCCUGGGGUUCUCUCCUGGGGUUCUCUCCUGGCGUUCUCUCCUGGGGUUCUCUCCUGGGAUUCUCUCCUGGCGUUCUCUCCUGGGGUUCUCUCCUGGGGUUCUCUCCUGGCGUUCUCUCCUGGCGUUCUCUCCUGGGGUUCUCUCCUGGCGUUCUCUCCUGGGGUUCUCUCCUGGCGUUCUCUCCUAGGGUUCUCUCCUGGCGUUCUCUCCUGGGGUUCUCUCCUGGCGUUCUCUCCUGGGGUUCUCUCCUGGGUUUCUCUCCUGGGGUUCUCUCCUGGGGUCCUCUCCUGGCAUUCUCUCCUGGGGUUCUCUCCUGGCGUUCUCUCCUGGGGUUCUCUCCUGGGGUUCUCUCCUGGGGUUCUCUCCUGGCGUUCUCUCCUGGGGUUCUCUACCUAUUCAGUGUUUCCCAACUCCAGUCCUCUAGUACCCACAACAGUACACAUUUUUACUGUAGCCCUGGACAAACACACCUUGUUCUACUUGUCAACUAAUCAUCAAGCCCUCGAUGAGUUGAAUGAGAUGUGUUUGUCCAGGGGUACAACACAAAUGUGUACUGUUGGGGGUACUCCAGGACUGGAAUUGGGAAACACUGACCUAUAUGAUGGAAUACAGUGUUACCACUGACGAUGAUCAUUCUCUGACCUGUUUGUGUCUCAGCUACUCAGUCACUGGCCUGGCCUAGCCAUUGCAGUCUUGUUUGCUUAAGGUUUGUAUGGUCUACUCUUUAUACACCAGUUAUUCUCUCAUUGUGUGUGCAUGCGUGCAUACAUGAAUGCGUGCAUGUGUGUGCAUGCGUGUGUGUGUGUGUGUCAAUCUGUUUUAGUGUCUUUAACACUCAAGUAAAAUGUAUGCACGCAUGACUAAGUCGCUUUGGAUAAAAAUGUCUGCUAAAUGGCAUAUAUAUAUAUGCCAUGGCAUUGUUGAAUACUUGUUUCUGAUUGGCUUGAAGGGCAUUCAAGAGUGUGCAUUAUUUCCCUAUAACGCACAGUAUAUUUUCAAGGUAGAAUUCAAUGGCUAUAGUUCAUUCUUAAAUGUUCUAUGUUUGAGCUGCUUUUGAAAAGAAAAAGUCAGAAAUCAAAACAGUAUUGGCAUUGUUGAACUUGAUUUUCAUAAUAGCAAGCUAGGACUGAUGGUUUGGUUAGCUAAACUAGCAAGUCUAUUUGUUUGGUUACCCACGGUAACUACUGUAGCUAUCUAGUAAACUUGCUAGCUACUUCAGUGGAUGUUAAACACAUUUCUACUGGCAAAUGAACACAUUUCUAAUGGCAAAUGUGUUCAAUUAUAGCCAUGGUAUAAAAGGGAUAAUCAACUCGGGGAUCUAUGCGGCAUUCUCUGGAAAAUAAUGCAACUCUGUGGAAGGUCAUGGAACACACCUUCCACAUGGUUCAUUAUAUAUAUAUAUAUAUAUAUAUCAGCGUUUCCACUCACUCAGGUGAACAGAGCAGGAGAGUGGAGCUAUAGCACCCCCUUUUGGUCACAUAGCAUAUAGUCACUCCAUAGUUGUCAAGUGUUGAUAUUCAUAUCUCAUAUGCUUCAUUGGAGAUAUACAUGCACUUACAGUGUUGUUUCAGCAUUUAUGGUUCCAGUUCAACUUGUUUAGGUGCUUUGCCUUUUCUGCCCGUAUGUAUACUGGUAUGGGGUGGAGCGUUGGAGGUUCUUAGAAGCAGCUGUUGUGCCUAGCUCAGUGAGGGUUAACUUUUGGGGGAUACAGAGUGGUGGGAGGGUGGGGCACUAACCAUCAACUUGUCUCCUAGAUCAACACAGUAUGUGAUUUCAAACUAGUAAGCAACCUAUUUAUUUCCAUUACAGUUCCAGAUCAAAUUGAAGGCUACUGCCCAAGUGUAGUCCCAUACAGUAUUUGUUCCCUAUCAGCUACAGUAGCAGCACACCACUUGUGCCUGUGGUCUGUCUGUGCCACUCUCCAGCCCAUGUCAGAUUCCUGGGAUAACUUCACAGUGUUAAAAAAAGAAACUCAGAUACAACUCUCUAUCAACCCACCCACUCCCCCCUCCUCAAUGUUGAAAAAAGAGGAGGCAGCUCUCUACUCUGGUUGUGAUUGUCACUCACUUCAUUCUUGAUCGUGUGUUGGACAUCAGUGUUGCUGUCCUACAGUUAGACAGCAACUGCUAUUCUACUGAAAGAUUUGGAAUUAUAGUUGUUUAUGUUAUUACGUUUUUAUUUAGUGCUGCUUUAGGAUGCAGGAUGAAUGGGGGCUCUGUUGCACCCUGUGAAAAACCUGUCACCAUGUAUAACAGUUUCCGCUGUUACCGCACUAUUUCUCAGCACCUGAAAGACCUGAAGAAGGAGAACUUCAGCCUGAAGCUGCGGAUCUACUUCCUUGAGGAGAGGAUCCAGCAGAAGUACGAGGACAGCAGUGACGAUGUCCACAAGAGGGUGAGUCUCACUGGGGCACCGAGGGACAGGGGAGAGGGGGUAGGAACAGCGACGAUGUCCACAAGAGGGUGAGUCCUACUGCGGCACGAAGGGGUGGAGGAGAGGGGUGCAGGAGGGGAUAGGGGAAAGGAGUUGGGAAGGGGAAACUUUGCAGGGGGGAAUGGUCAUUUGUUGCAAUUUUACAAUUGCAUUGGCUGUGUCACGGUUUCAUGUGCUGCUUCUGUUGUGUGUGUGUGUGUGUGUGUGUGACAGAGAAAGCGGGUGAUAGAGUUUUGGUGUUUGGUCUAUGCUGUAUGCUCUAGGUUCAUCAUACAUGAAAAUGCAUAGGCUAUUUAACUCCAGAUGAUGGAGUCAUGCUAGUCACAUCGUUGAAUGAAUGAAUGCAUGAAUGAAUGAAUGAAUACUGUAAUCAUGGUUAACAGUAAAAUCCCAGGCCCCAAGUAUAUCCUAUGGUAGUUUGCAGUACAUACUUUAGUUUGUAGCUGUCUUCCUGUUGAUUGUUUAUGCUGCAGAUCCCAGCAUAUAAUGAUAACUACAUCUGAAAGCAGGUCUCAGACCUGUCUCUGAGUGUUAACAGACCCUGUCAAUCACACAGCCCUGUCAGUAGAGGACUGAUCUGAGCUCAGAUAGUAAACACAGAGCAAGGGCUAAUAGAAAGAGAUUAGAGUUAAUAUACAGUACCAGUCAAAAGUUUGGACACACCUACUCAUUCAAGUGUUUUUCUUUAUUUUUACUAUUUUCAACAUUGUAGAAUAAUAGUGAAGACAUCAAUCUAUGAAAUAACACAUAUGGAAUCAUGUAGUAACCAAAAAAGUGUUAAACAAAUCAAAAUAUAUUUUAUAUUUGACAUUCUUCAAAGUAGCCACCCUUUGCCAUGAUGACAGCAUUGCACACUCUUUGCAUUCUCUCACCCAGCUUCACCUGGAAUGCUUUUCCAACAGUCUUGAAAGACUUCCCACAUAUGCUGAGCACUUGUUGGCUGCUUUUCCUUCACUCUGCGGUCCAACUCAUCCCAAACCAUCUCAAUUGGGUUGAGGUCGGGUGAUUGUGGAGGCCAGGUAAUCUGAUGCAGCACUCCAUCACUCUCCUUCUUGGUCAAAUAGCCCUUACACAGCCUGGAGGUGUGUUGGGUCAUUGUCUUGUUGAAAAAGAAAUGAAAGUCCCACUACGCGCAAACCAGAUGGGAUGGCGUAUCGCUGCAUAAUGCUGUGGUAGCCAUGAUGGUUAAGUGUGCCUUGAAUUCUAAAUAAAUCACAGACAGUGUCAUCAGAAAAGCACCCCCACACCAUCACACUUCCUCCUCCAUGCUUCACGGUGGGAACCACACAUGCGGAGAUCAUCCGUUCACCUACUCUGAGUCUCACAAAGACACUGCGGUUGGAACCAAAAAUCUCAGCCGAGGUAACUCUGGGUCUUCUUUUCCUGUGGCGGUCCUGAUGAGAGCCAGUUUCAUCAUAUAUGGCGCUUGAUGAUUUUUGAGACUGCACUUGAAGAAACUAUCUUUAUAUCUUAAAGUAAUGAUGGACUGUCGUUUCUCUUUGCUUAUUUGAGCUGUUCUUGCCAUAAUAUGGACUUGGUCUUUUACCAAAUAGGGCUAUCUUCUGUAUACCAACCCUACCCUGUCACAACACAACUGAUUGGCUCAAACGCAUUAAGAAGGAAAGAAAUUCCAGAAAUUAACUUUUAACAAGGCACACCUGUUAAUUGAAAUGCACCCCAGGUGACUACCUCAUGAAGCUGGUUGAAAUAAUGCCAAGAGUGUGCAAAGCUGUCAUCAGGUCAAAUGGUGGCUACUUUGAAUAAUCUCAUAUAUAUAAUAUAUUUUGAUUUGUUUAACACUUUUUUGGUUACUACAUGAUACCAUGUGUUAUUUCAUAGUUUUGAUGUCUUCACUAAUUUCUACAAUGAAGAAAACAGUAAAAAUAAAGAAUAACCCUGGAAUGAGUAGGUGUGUCCAAACUUUUGACUGGAACUGUAAUUACUGGGAAAGUGAUACAUAGUGUCAAAAUGCAAAGUUUUACAUUAGAUAUCCUGGGCCCAAAGUUAUAUUGUUCUGCAUGUUGUCAAAACAGAGCUGCAACAUUGGUCAGUUAUCCUAGAAGGCUGACUGAUAGGUAAUGUGGUUAAUAACUCUUGAGCUGACAGCCUUGGAGCGAUUUUUGCCUAUUUUUGCAAUGAAGAAUAGACUAGUAAAGCCUUAUAUCCAAAAGAGCUGUAGAAUACAGUGGACUGGUCCAUAUUUGUGUGAGACUUACUGAAUUGGCACAGCACAGGCUCAAAUACAUCAUACACAUCUGUUUUCUUUUAUAUAAAUCUUGAGUAUCAGAUAAAUGUUUUUAUCAAUUAUUCAGGUGAAUGAAUAAGGCUUUUUACCCUUUGUAUCCUUUCCUAAUAUUGUUUCAAACAGGUUUUCAAAUGAGAUUACAUUUGGUAUAAUUUUUUCAAAAUAAAUAAACAUCUCAUUCUGUGGCACAAGUCCCGUGAAUUUCACUGUAGCAUUGGCCAUAUCUGUCAGACACGGACAAACAAUACACCAAAACUCAUAAAGGCGCAGGCGCUUAUUUUGGUACAACUGUGUCCAUAUCAGACAAACAAAUAAUGCAUAUUUAAUGAACAUUUCUUGUUCUUGUUUACCUUUUAAUGGGUCUGGGGUGAUGUCAAGUCCUACAGAGACAAAAUACAGGUUUUUGGAUUCUCUCGAUCGAGAUCAAAAUAAUAAUAACUUGCAUUUCGCUCUACAUAACACUACUGAUGGGACGAUUGAUACCAGAGCUAUGAUGCAGUUUUCAAAGCACUACUGAUCCGACACAAUGUACCUAUGCUCGUUUCAAAGUAACAUUAUCACGUGAUCAAUGACGUCCGAUGCUUCGUUUGAUGACGCGGUUUUACAAACCGUGUUUUGCAAAAAGCGACAUCCCACUGAUUUCGCCGUGGUUCCGGUGCUUUCUUCUGAUCAAAGCUGCUUUUAAACACUGACCUCUACUGGACACAAUACUUACAAUGUAGUUAGGAUUUUUCCUGUAGCGUCACCUGAAUGGUAGCUCAGCAGGUAGAGUCGGGGUCUCAGGGACCAGAGCACAGACGACAGGGAAUGGGGGCGAAGGCAGAUUAUGUUGAAAAUCGUUUUAUGUGACACCACACUUUCUGCACAUUUUUGUUUAAGCAAUUCGUUUUAUUGAGUAAAGUAUAAGCUUCUGUCUUAAGCAUCCUAAAUAAUGCCAUAGAUUCCGUUUUUGACAGCAAAAAAAGGGAUUCACAGCAAAAAAGGGAAGCAUGAUGGAAGGUGCAAACCUGCAAUGGUAGCUGAUUGUAUGCUACGAAGACUUGCGAAUAACCGCUGCACCUUGGAGAGUGGAUGAAUAGUGUGAAAAAACUUAGAUAUAAACAUCAAACGCUGCUUUUCAUUGCUGACCAGCAGAUUUCACUCAUGUGCAUUGAGUUAAAAGCUCUGAGUAAAUAACCGUUUUUCGGCACAAUUUAGUGAAAGCCCCAAAGGCUUCAGAAAGCCUUGAUUUUCCAUCACUACCUAACACGCAAGUCAGUCUUCUUCUUAGAUUAGAGGUGCAUGCCAUUACGGAAAGGGGAAAAAUAACAUUAAUACACAAUAACUACAAAAAUAUAAUACUAAUUAUCAACUAAAAUCUUCCCACUCCUUCAGUCAUUCGGUAAUUCAAACUUCCCUAAUCAGGCUCUGGGGCCUGAGAGGUUGGGACUGCUCAAGACAGUACUCCAAAUAGCUCUUCAGAUGUGAAAUCUUUUAAUCCCAGCUGCAGAUACAAUGAUGUCGAUUUUUCUUAUUUUCCACUUGAGCAGUACCGUGUUCCACCAUUGCUGUAAAAGAGACUAAAUCCACCUUCUUUAUAUCAAGCAUUUCUGGAUCCUGUUAGCAAUACUCAUGCUGCAGUGUAGGCCUACUGGUAUUCACUACCAUGGGACCUUCAGAGAUACUCAAUCUUUCUACCCUUUUGACACCUUCCACAUAGGAGACUCUCUGAACUGCUCAGGUUUUGGCAAUCUCAGUCUCUUUCACCCUAAUCGGGCAUUCCAAGGACUUCACUUCAUGGUCUCCAUUACAGUUACAGCACUUUGCUCCUUUGCCGUUUUCUUCUGCUACACAUUCACCUUCAUAGUGGUUUUCCCCACAUAUCCCACACCUUGGCUUCUCCCUUCGGCAGACAAUACAUUGCAAAGGCCUGUAUAUAAAUGCUCUGAUAGGUUAGUAUACAUAUCCCAGCUGCACUCUGGUAGGGAGAAACUCCACAUAAAAAAAACACAAGAACAGACAAACUCUUCUCCUUCAUGCCUUUUACCACACGAUUCAUCCUUCGUUCAUCGACCACUCCAGGUAUAUUCUUUAAUAGAGCAAUGGCGACUUCUUUCAAAACUCCAGAAAUGACUCCCUUGACAGGUGCCCUUCUCCGUAGAUCAGGGAUGGACAACUGUCACACACCCCUUUUGUAGGCCUGUGGAUCAAUUUACCCACUAUGAAAGAGAGUUAGAAUAGUAGAAUACACAAGGUGCAAUUUCGAAAUUUGGUUGUGCAUCAGCAGUUUUUAUCUUGUUAUGUCAGUUACAGACAGUAACUCAAUUAGCCCAUGUCAGCUAAAAAUUUUUUGAUUGGUAAGUUAGUCUAGCCAGCUAUCUAAACUUGUAGUAAUCAUGGUUGAAAUACCGACUGGGGGGCCUCCAUUGAUUUUGUUGAUUUUGUCAUUCUCACUCAGAUAUCAUAUUAAAAACUGCAAACAUCUCUCCACCCUAUGGGAUAAUGUAUAGAAUUGCAGGAAAGAUGAGCUGUAAGCACUAAUUGCUCAGCACUACCGAUUUCACUUUACCUAAAGAUUUCUUCAACAAAUUUUUAACGGAUUCACCAAGUCAGGCAUAUAUCUUUUUUCUGUAUACCGUACUCCUACCAGAUACGAUGGGGGUAUUAUCAAGACUAGCCGCAUUCUUUUCCGCACCAAUUUUGCUUAUUUUCCCAUUCUUUUGGACAUUAGUCCAUUCGUCCUUGUUUCCACCACCAUCAGAUUUUUGUUCACCAUCCGCUUCCGCCAUCGUCCGCGUCCAUCCACCUCCCAUAGUCCUCCACUCGGGAAACCGUCAUGACUCCAGAAGUCCGUCUUCUUCUUCUUCUUUGAGAUUGUGUUGGCGGAUCACAUCCAACUUUUAAGGUGCAUACACCGCCACCUACUGUACUAAAGUGUGAGGCCAGACACGGCCUACCUAUAUUACUCAUGUUCCUCUAAGAAAGUGAAAUAGAGCCCUAGACACCACUUCCCUCCCAUUUCCUCCCCCCACUACACCACCCAAACCCCAACCCCAUACAACCUCUCUAACCCUAUCACACAAUCUCUCCCUAUCUACGUCAUACAGUUCACAAAAUAUUAACACAUGCUCCACCGUUUCCUCCACUAAACACUCAUCACACAGUUUCAUGUCUCCCCAUCAUCCACAAUGUGACAUUCUAACCUGUGUGCCCAAACCGUAGUCUACUCCACACAACUUCCUCUCUCCUACAUCCCAUACUCCUCACCUCUUCCUUAACUGACCGGUGCACAUGGUAACAUUGCCUCCCCUUACUACUAGUAUCCCACUCCCUUUGCCAAAGAUCGAGCCCUUUUGCCAGGAUCAAGGACUUGACUUCCCUUCCCAGCGGGACCUGAAUAUCUACCCCCUCUACCCUCCACACCCACAUUGGCGGGAACCCAGCAAAAGCUUACCACCACUCCCAUCCUCUCCAAUCCCAUUAACAGCUCCAUCAUCUCCACAAACAAGUCUCCCCUAUCCGACCUGCCCGUCUUCACACUACUCCACACUGCAGCCGAAUCAGAGCAGAUCACCACUCUGAGUGGUUUCACCUCCUCCACCCAUCUCAAACCUAUAAUCAUGGCCAUCAUCUUGGCCGCAUACACUGGCACAUAAUCAGUUAACUGCUUACAUACUCUAACAUUGAAAUCUGGGAUAUAAACCCCUGCCCCCACCCUACCACUGACUGGAUCCUUUGAACCAUCUGUAUAUAUCAUUAAAAACAAAUAAAACUGAUUAUCUAUAUAUCUCUCCACACACUGUCUCACGUCCUCACCCCAUUCUCUCUUACCCUCAAUCAUAUCCACAUCUACACUUGGUUUCGGAAACAGCCACGAAGGAACGUUCCCCAUGGCAAUUGCCGGCCCUAUCUCUCUCUCCCCCAGUCCAUAUUCUACCACCUUCUGCCCAACUGUCCACCCGUACGCCCUCUGCUUACCCCCUCCUCGCUUCCAGCAUUCCCCAGUUGCCGUGACCGCAGGAUGUUCUUUGUGAACUCCCUUUCAACUUCGCCCAGCACGCUAAUGCAAGUUUGUCCCGCCUUUUCCUCAGUGGCAGUUCCCCACAAUCCACAUGCAAUGCCUCAACAGUUGUUGUCCUGAAGGCACACGCACACAAUCUCAGGGCCCUUGACUGUAUUCUAUCCAGGCGCUGUAGUACCGCUUUGGCUGCCGAUCCAUAUACAAAGCACCCAUAAUCCAAAGAUGACCUGAUCAAUGCCUGAUACGGUACAUAUACAACAGUGUUUGUCUAUCCGACCCCCAAUCAUAUCCUGCCACUGCCCUCAUGAGGUUCAACACCUUCCUAAACUUAAUUUGUCAAACCACAUAUCUAAAUACUUAAACUCAGACACUCUACCUAUAUCUUGACCGUAUAUUUUCAGCCUAAUAUCUUGAACCUUCCUCCUAGAAAACACCAUAAAGCAGGACUUGGCCACAUACAUCCUAGACCCCCAUGUUAGAGACCAAUCUUCCACAACUCCCACAGCUUCUUGCAUCUUCCUCAUCACAUAUUUCACAUUCCCACCUCUCUUCCAUACAGCCCCAUCAUCGGCAUACAAGGCCACACCCACUCCCUGUCCCACCUCCUUAAAUAUGUAAUCUAUCAUCAGGGUGAACAACACCGGACUAACCACACUUCCCUGAAGAGUAUCAUUGUCCACUUCGAACCACAUUGACAAUUCUGACCCCACCCUCACCCGUAUGACUCGAUCGAACAGGAAGUCCAUGAUCCAGUUAUACAGACGUCCCCCAAUGCCCAAUGCACUCAACUUGAUCAACAACCCUUCCCUCCACAUGGUAUCGUAAGCUUUCUCAAUGACAAAAUACACAACACUCAUCAACUAUUUUAUUGUCAGGGACUCGGCUAUCUCUGUACUAACUGUCACCAGGGCAUCCAUGGCAGACCUCCCUCUCCUGAACCCACUCUGUGCUACGCUCAUCAAACCCCCAACUUCCAAGAAAUGCAUCAUCCUACUCACUAUCAUCCUUUCCAUCAACUUACACAUGUUGGAUGUCAGCGCGUGUUUUUUUUUUUCCCCAUACGGUCAUAGGAAAAUAGACUUAAGACAGCCUACCCUCAUUCAAGGGCAGCCCUCUCUGACCCCCGUGGAACGAAUCACAAACAUGGCUAUGAACUAUAAACUUCUUCAUAAUUAUCAGUAUUACAAAUGACCUUCAAAUCAGUAUUACAAAUGACCUUAAAUUCUCUCAGCUUUCCAGUGAGGGUGAUCAAACCACACUAGAAAGUCAGGACAGAGGUCAGAGGUCAUUCAAACCCUUCAAAGAAGUGUUUCAUUCUAUAGUAGACUAAUAAUUUCAAAACAGUCCAACAUUUCAUACAUUUCAUAUCCCAGGUGUACAGUAAGUCUUCAGUACAGUUCUUGUCAAAAUAAAUCACGUGUUUAAUUAAAACUCAGAAAAGAAAAACAUCAGAAAAUUCUGUGUGUGUGCCCCUUUAAGGUGCGGUCUGUCUAACCCGUGAAAAACCCACAAAACCCACAUGUUCAUAACAAGUGUGUUGUUUGUGGGUAUUUGCAAACCAUAUGGCAAAAACAAACAAACAUGGCCAGGCCUUGUUUAAUUUGGUAGCUCCCUUUACGGCCGAAUCCAGAUACCUUUAUACUUAAUAAAACAGCCGAAUUUCACUAACUGCUCUCCUCAAGACCACAGACUCAGGAAACAUUUCAAAGAGAGAGAUAAUGACACCCUCCUCUCCUGGAAGAGAAAGUUUACAUUUCGUUAACAUUCACUACAGCACAUCUUAAUCAGCAACCCAAACGUUUUAAUUACAAACAAAACAUGAUGAAGAUAAUUCCACUGUACUCCCUCAAAUCAUUAAUUGUUUGUUUCAAUCUAAUUCCUAGUGACUACUCCAGAAUAAGACAACAUAAAAUCUGUCACGAGAUGAAAACACCCAAGGUUAUCUGAGUUUGUAAGGAGUAUUUUUAAUUGAUUACCCUUUAGAUUCCAUUGUCUUUAAUUCUCGCAAGGAUUAUCCAACCCCAAAAUCGGCUCCAUUUGCUCCCAUGUCAAAUUAUCCUGGUAUCGUUACUGGAUCAAUGUCCAACGACACAUUUAACUUAGUCAUACCACUACACCGAACUGAACCCAUUAUGUCCCUUACAGCCCACUGUAGUACAGCGAGCCCCAGUCGCUAACACCCGCAGACCAAAACAUGGAAACUCUUCUAUUCUUACUAGUAGAAAAUAAUAAACCAUUCUCAAACGUUCUGCGUUUACCUCUAUCAUAAGGUUAAAAAAACUAACUUGACAACUGUCACAAUACUAGAUUGCUGUUGUAGCCUUGUAUUAUCAUGCAAUAAUUAACACCCAUAUCCAGCUAUCAACCAUGAUCAUGGUCACAGCUCUAUCGCAAUUGCCUAUCCGCUAUUAAUAGAAUGCAUUAGAUAUAGGUAACAUUCCCUUCUGAGUAGACUACAGGUAAUAAAACAAACACUGACUGUUGUUGACAAGCAUAUAUUCAAUACAUAUCCAUAUUAAAUUCAGUAUUUUAAAAUACAACCCCAUUCUCAGUAGGUUCCUCCCGUAAACCAUUAGGCAACACACAAAUAUUACCUCGGAAUCGUUGCGCUAUUCAUAAAUUAGUCUUUAAAUUUCAACUAAGCAAACUGCUAAAUUGUUCAGUUUACAUCUUAAAACAAACAUUGGCUGCUGUAUAUAGCUAAGCAACCCAUGACCAGCAUCGCUUAUUACCUUAUUAAUACGUUUUGAAUAAAGUAAUAUCCUGAUUGGUGAUUGACCCUGUCUCUCCUCAUUAUUGAUUAGAAUUUCCACUACAUUUGGCGACGAAGAUGGGAGGUGAAACUUCACCUGGUGACCGCUCCUGAAGGCCUGGGUAAACCGUGCACGGGAGAUUCCAAAUUGGGUUCUCAGGUUAGCCGCACUUGAAAGGAGCAGCUGGACCCGCCUAAGAUCUGAGAGGAAGCAGGCACGGGUGGAUACCACAUUCCGAACUAUUCUCAACCAACUUCACCUGGAAUGCUUUUCCAACAGUCUUGAAGGAGUUCCCACAUAUGCUGAGCAUUCCGUAUUGACUGACCUUCAUGUCAUAAAGUAAUGAUGGACUGUCGUUUCGCUUAGCUUAUUUUUUUGCCAUAAUAUGGACUUGGUAUUUUACCAAAUAGGGCUAUCUUCUGUAUACCCCCCCCCCCCCCCCCCCCCCCCCCCCACAUUGUCACAACACAACUGAUUGGCUCAAACGCAUUAAGAAGGAAAUAAAUUCCACAAAUUAACUUUUAAGAAGGCACACCUGUUAAUUGAAAUGCAUUCCAGGUGACUACUGGUUGAGAGAAUGCCAAGAGUGUGCAAAGCUGUCAUCAAGGCAAAGGGUGGCUAUUUGAAGAAUCUAAAAUCUCAAAUACAGUUUGAUUUGUUUAACACUUUUUUGGUUACUACAUGAUUCCAUAUGUGUUAUUUCAUAGUUUUGAUGUCUUCACUAUUAUUCUACAAUGUAGAAAAUAGUAAAAAUAAAGAAAAACCCUUCAAUGAGUAGGUGUUCUAAAACUUUUGACCGGUAGUGUAAAAUAAAAGAUACAACUACAAGAUAGAAUAACAAUAUACAAUAACAAGUACAUUACGUUGGAACAUCACAAACAUCACAGCCAUCAUAAACAAAUGAUUAAAGUCAAUCAAUCAAAACAGUUGCACAACUCUGUGAACUCAUCAUCAGGGUUCUAAACUUCCCAAGUGGCACCAGGGAAUCUAAAUGUAAUGAAUUUUGUAAGUGAUUCCAAACAUGUGGAGCGUUAAAACUAAAAGCGGAUUUACCUACUUCGGUGGCGACCUGAGGAAUCUCAAGAGUUAACCAACCCUGUGAACGGGUCUGGUAUCUCAUGUUUUUAUACUUUAACAACUAAAUUAGGUAAGUCGGAAGCUUGUAUAGUAGAGCUUUGUAAACAAAAAGGGAGUAACAAAGUGAUCUACGGGACUUUAAUGAGGACCAGCCAACCUUUUGAUACAUAAUGCAGUGAUGCGUAUUCAAACUAUCACCUGUGAUAAAGCGAAGGGCGCUAUGGGAGACUGCAUCCAAAGGUUUAAGAAUAGCGACAUGUUAGAACCAUAUCGCCAUGAAUAGCAGCAUUUGGCAUGUACAGUAAAAUAUGCAAAAACAGAAUUAACACAAGUAACAUGUCUCUGCCCCCAUACUACUGCAGCAUAAGUAAUAAUAGGUAGCACCAAUGAAUCAAACAGUUUUAUGAAAUAUUUAAAAGGUAGGCUACGAAUGACUUUACACUUUGCAAUGAUGGCACCAAGGACACAAUUUGCAUGGUUAGGUAUGUACUUACACUAGCAGGCUAUACAUUACAUCAGCGCUCAGGCUCUGCGCUUCACAGCGCUGUAUGGGUUUUGACUGGCAGCCAUUUUGAACAUGAGCACCGCACGCGACAAGGAGUUGGUCACUUCACAUUUGGUCACUUCACAUUUCCAUGUCAUAAAACUCAUGUCAUAUACAGUGUCAACGUUUAUGACCACUAUGUUUGAUGUACCGUUACAAGAUGACAUGGCGUCAUACCCUGGGUUGUUCUGAACAGAAUGAGCCUAUGUUUGUUUAUUGUGAAGAGAAUCCGCUGCGAACAUGCACCUAAAUGCACGCCUGACUCCUUUCUAUGCACACCUAAAUUAAGACCUGUUUCUCUAAAUUGCCCUGUGAAAACCUUCCACUGUAAGAUCGUAUUUUAUAAUUUAGCUAGUCAUGUUGGCAAUAGAUCAAGCUUUCAAUUGAUGCCCACCUACCCAGAUUGCGAUUUAUAAUGGGAGGUUUUUGGAUUGCGUAAAACAACAACAGUAAGUGUGCUUGCUCUAGUUCCUCAACGCCACAGGUGGGAGAGCUCAAAAAAGCACCUUAUAGUUGAAGACUCUUCUUUGAGUCAUAAAAGUGCACAGAAAUGAUUUAGGGAUCCAGAGUAUUUUUAGAUUUUGUUAUCAACAAAUGCGGCGAAAAGUACAGUAAAUGUAAAAUGCACAUAAAAUCAACAGUGUAAUGUUUGGAUUCAGUCUUGUAUCAGGUGAUCUGUUGUGUUCUCAACUUUGGUCUGAUAAUUUCCCCAUGAUCUCCAAAGUGUUCCCUUUAAAUUGCUACCAAGCGUAUGCAUUUCAUAUUCUUCUGUAAAAAACAUUUCAAUUUAGCCUUAUCCAUAUAGGCCAAUACCCACAAAUAUACAGGGUUAACAGACACAUUGUAAUCCCAAAAUGCAUUAAUAAUCAUCAACCCCAAAUACUUGUACUCACUGACAACAUCAGGAGAAAAUAUAAGGUGAACUAGGCACUGCUGAGCUCCUAUACCUUAGCUCCUAUACCUCCUCCUACCUUAGUUUUGUCUACAUUGAUAUUCAGUUUUCAUUGUUCACCCCAGUUAAAAACUAUAUUUAAAAUCUUCAGGUUCAGAGAUCAAUACAAUGUCAUCUGCAUAUCAAAUAAUUGUUUAGACAGACACCUUUUCCUAGAGCUUUGUUGACCAGAGUGAGAUCAUUAAUAUACAGUGAGAACAGAAUAGGUGAUACAAUUCAACCCUGUUUCACUCUAAUGUCAAUGGGAAACCAGUCAGUUAGGCAGCCAUUGACUCGAACACAACAUUUCACAUUAUCAUACAUGGAGAUAAGCCAUUUCAGGAUGUUACCAUUUAGACCAAUUGGCUCCAACUUGUACCAUAACAUAUUUAUGUAAAUGUGGUCAAAGGCUUUAGAGAAAUCUAUGAAAGAACAGAAAGUGGACUUUUAAAUGUUUUUCCCUUGAAUCUAUGAUUGUGGUUAAGGUGGUGAUGUGGUCCAGGCAGCUUCAUUUCUUUCUGAACCCAUUUUGCUCAUCUGCUCUGAUAUUGUUGGUUUUAUCUCAGUGGGAAAUGCAGUUAAACAGAAAACAAAAAAAUAGUUUAUUCACAGCAGAGGUCAGGGUUAUACCACGAUAGUUCAAUGGGACCCUUUUGUCUCCUGACUUGGGCAUAGGGUUGAUGAAGCCGUAUUUCCACAUAUCCAGAACAAAGCAAUAACCAAAGAGCUUGUACAGUCAUUCAAUGCUGCUUCACAUACAUUACUUGUCAUCAAAUGUUCUGGAAUACUGGACAGGUUGAAUUUGGUGAUGGUAGCACCCUCCAUGUCUCACUGGUCAUUGGGAUGGGGGGGAGUGAAUGCUGGAACUGGGAGAGCCAUGGAGCAUGUGGGACACGGAUGGUCCGGGAUCACUCUUGGUGGAUCAAUGGCAGACACACAGCCUGCCUGGGUGAAGAGGUCCCUGCUCAUAAUCACAGCAAAGUCACUGAACCAGUCUAAAUUCUCAUGGGGGAGCAGUAUAUAAUCCACAACAUAUUGCCCCUUUGAUGAUACACAUGUGAAGUCAUUGUUGCUGUAAUUCCUUCCAUUUAAAAUGCAACAGUUUGCACUAAUCAGGAACUCUCCGUGAGAGUUGUGUGAGUAAUCCACCAUGUUCCGUUCUCCAAUCAGUCCACUCCCUCAAUAUAGUCCUGGGCAUCAGCACAGAGGCUAUUAAAGUUGCCCAAUGUGAGAAAAGGGACAAACUUCUCAUACUUGUAUACAUGACAGAGUAAACUCUCAUAAAAGUCUGGUGCAUCAACAUAUUAUUUAAACAUUUUAGUCAUUUAGCAGACGCUUUUACCCCAAGCAAUUAGGGUUAAGUGCCUUGCGCAAGGGCACAUUGACAGAUUUUUCACCUAGUCGGCUCAGGGAUUCGGACCAGCGGCCUUUCGGUUACUAGCCCAACAUUCUUAACCGCUAGGCUACCUGACGCCCUGAAGACGUGGUUUGACUGGAGAUGUUGUUUAGCUGUUAGUUUAACCCAUAGGAUGCCAUCCACUGAGUCAUCAAUAAUCUCACACUGAUAAUCCAAACGCAGUUGGUCUCUGUUGAAAAGGCCUACGCCCCCUGAACCAGUAUCCCUGAUAUUGGAAGGUUGUGAGUUCGAUCCCUGGCCGAGUCAUACCAAAGACUUAAAAAAUGGGACCUGAUGCGUCUCUGCUUGGCUGCGAUAUGUAACUUUUUAGGCGACCCAACCAAAUUCACAUAGAAAUGUGAGUUAAAGAUCUGUCAUUCUCAUUGAAAGCAAGUCUAAGAAGCUGUAGAUCUGUUCUAUGUGCGCUAUUUCUAUGCUUCCCGUUCUUAAAGUUUCGUUUUUGUAUCUUUUACAUUCAGUUUUGUACACCAGCUUCUUACAGCUGAAAAUACAAUAUUUUUGGUUAUGGAAAAUAUAUUUCACAGCGGUUUAGAUGGUACAAUGAUUCUCUAUACUAUACUAGCUUUUUUUGUCACAUAAACUGAAAUUAGGCAAACUAUUAGAAUUUUAGCAACCAGGAAAAGGCGGAGCGAUUUCUGCAUAGUGCAGCUUUAAGGAGCUAGAUUGGGGGUAAGGCCCUGCGAUAGACUAGUGUCCUAUCCAGGAGGUGUACUUGUACAUCAAGCUGCCUCACGCUAUAUAAACAGAAGAUAGGCUCCUGCCCUAUGAGCUGUUCCGGCUCGCACAAGCCAAGGCUCGUGCAACGCUACUACUAUCUAUCCCCAUCCACAACGACCUAGCAAGCCGAGAGCCGCUCCCGAGUGGCGCAGCGGUCUAAUGCUUGAGGCGUCACUACAGACCCCCUGGUUCGAUUCCAGGCUGUAUCACAACCGGCCGUGAUUGGGAGUCCCAUAGGGCGGCGCACAAUUGGCCCAGCGUGGUCCGGAAAAUGUGACACAUCACUCCCUAUGCAAAUGUAGGAUCUGAAACCUUACACUUCAAGUCAGCUCCACUUAGAGAGUGGAAAGGAGAGCAGACAGAUGGGGCUUUUUGGCAUUAUAAGGCAUGGGACCCUACGGCGUUCGCAGAGCGCAUUGUACACCAAAAUGCUCCAAGCUAGAAUCUUUAGUUGCUAUAUCAAUUUUUGGACUUAUAAAUUAAUGAUAUACUGUAUACCCAUUGAUUCUCGAAGAAUACAAUGUAUAAAUGUAUUUUGAAAUACUGUAGAAUUCCAUUCAUUCUUAUGGAGGACUGCUCCUUCUGAGGAGUACCAAUAUUGCUGACCGGUGGAUUCAAAGCUUCUCAUUGGCCAAUACAUAGCAUCAGAAAGCUAGUGUUUAUAUACAGUUGAAGUUGGAAGUUUACAUACACUUAGGUUGGAGUCAUUAAAACUCGUUUUUCAACCACUCCGCAAAUUUCUUGUUAACAAACUAUAGUUUUGGCAAGUCGGUUAGGACAUCUAUUUUGUGCAUGACACAAGUAAUUUUUCCAACAAUUGUUUACAGACAGAUUAUUUCACUUAUAAUUCACUGUAUCACAAUUCCAGUGGGUCAGAAGGUUACAUACACUCGUUGACUGUGCCUUUAAACAGCUUGGGAAAUUCCAGAAAAUGAUGUCAUGGCUUUAGAAGCUUCUGAUAGGCUAAUUGACAUAAUUUGAGUCUGUACCUGUGGAUGUAUUUCAAGGCCUACCUUCAUACUCAGUGCCUCUUUGCUUGACAUCAUGGGAAAAUUUAAAGAAAUCAGCCAAGAUCUCAUAAAAAAAAUUGUAGACCUCCACAAGUCUGGUUCAUCCUUGGGAGCAAUUUCCAAAUGCCUGAAGGUACCACGUUCAUCUGUACAAACAAUAGUACGUAAGUAUAAACACCAUGGGACCACGCAUCCGUCAUACCACUCAGGAUGGAGACGCGUUCUGUCUGCUAGAGAUGAACGUACUUUGGUGCGUAAAGUGCAAAUCAAUCCCAGAACAACAGCAAAGGACCUUGUGAAGACGCUGAAGGAAACAGGUACCAAAGUAUCUAUAUCCACAGUAAAACAAGUCCUAUAUCGACAUAACCUGAAAGGCCGCUCAGCAAGGAAGAAGCCACUGCUCCAAAACCACCAUAAAAAAGCCAGACUAUGGUUUGCAACUGCAAAUGGGGACAAAGAUUGUACUUUUUGGAGAAAUGUCCUCUGGUCUGAUGAAACAAAAAUAGAACUGUUUGGCCAUAAUGACCAUCGUUAUGUUUGGAGGAAAAAGGGGGUGUCUUGCAAGCCGAAGAACACCAUCCCAACCGUGAAGCACGGGGGUGGCAGCAUCAUGCUGUGGAGGUGCUUUGCUGCAGGAGGGACUGGUGCACUUCACAAAAUAGAAUGCAUCAUGAGGAAGGAAAAUUAUGUGGAUAUAUUGAAGCAACAUCUCAAGACAUCAGUCAAGAAGUUAAAGUUUGGUCGCAAAUGGGUCUUCCAAAUGGACAAUGACCCCAAGCAUAAUUCCAAAGUUGUGGCAAAAUGGUUUAAGGACAACAAAGUCAAGGUAUUGGAGUGGCCAUCACAAAGCCCUGACCUCAAUCCUAUAGAACAUUUGUGAGCAGAACUGAAAAAGCGUGUGCGAGCAAGGAGGCCUACAAACCUGACUCAGUUACACCAUUUCUGUCAGGAGGAAUGGGCCAAAAUUCACCCAACUUAUUGUGGGAAGCUUGUGGAAGGCUACCUGAAAUGUUUGACCCAAGUUAAACAAUUUAAAGGCAAUGCUACCAAAUACUAAUUGAGUGUAUGUAAACUUCUGACCCACUGGGAAUGUGAUGAAAGAAAUAAAAGCUGAAAUAAAUCUCUCUCUACAAUUAUUCUGACAUUUCACAUUCUUAAAAUAAAGUGGUGAUCCAAACUGACCUAAUAAAGGGAAUUUUUACUAGGAUUAAAUGUCAGUAAUUGUGAAAAACUGAGUUUAAAUGUAUUUCGCUAAGGUGUAUGUAAACUUCCGACUUCAACUGUACAUCAUUGGUGCUCACAUUGCCCCUAGCAGACGCUAUUGAAGGCAUCUCCCGACGUCCUGGGGACCUGGACAAAUGUUAAAUCCUGAAGUCUAUCUGAUGUGAUCUUGCUGAAUAGUUAUAGGCUCACUCCCUACUGACCUAAAUAAUAAUGUUGUCUGGAAAGAACUCCGGCUUCAGGCACCUUAAUAGAAUCACAACCAACAACCACGAUAGCAGGAUAGGGAGGAACAUUGUGUGUGUGUGUACGUGUGUAUGCGUGUUUGUGUGUGUGUGUGUGUGAGAGAGAGAGAGAGCUUGUGAAUGUGUGCGUGGCUUUGUGUGUAUGUGUAUGUAUGCGUAUACACUUUACAGAAUAACAGGUUGGCAAUUCAACAUGUCUUUGUUACUGUACAUCCAAACACACUCUAAUAAGCCCACAUGAGUAUGCCCAUAUUCAGCCAUUAACUGACUGUUUCUGCCCUGCUCCAGUGUCUGGAGUUAUAACUGUCCCUGUUGCUGUGGGCUGGGGCAGUGGAAGGAGGAGAGGGGGCUGAAGGGGGUGGAUGGGGGGUUGGGGAGACUGAACUAGUGUUCAUUUCCCUGUCUUCUAUUUAGAAACCUGCUUCACUCUCAAAUACCACAGAUAUGGGUCGGCACAUGUACUUGGGGAGACACUCAUUUUGUAAACUGUAUUAUGAAGCUUAUCUGAGUCAAUUCAUGCUUCAUACACAUAAUUUACAGUUACAUUAUUAUUAUAUUGAAAUUGAACAUACAUCUAAAGAACAUGCACAGUAAAAUGUUUCUAUAUUAUAUAUUGUUGAUCUGUGGUGUGACGUUGCCUUCUGUUUGUUGCAGAACAUUGAAUUGAAGGUAGAGGUGGAGAGCUUGAAGCAGGAGCUCCAGGAGAAACAGGAGAUUCUGGACAAGGCCCUGUGAGUACACUACCAUGUCUUAUAUUGUCAAAGUGUCCUUGCACAGACUGAUACUAGAAUACAGCCUCCUCACUUCACAGUUGAUCUCUAUAUUCAGACUAAGGUCUCAUUACCCCCCCUGUACUGUCCAGUCUGGUCCUAAAAUAGAUUCCUGCUGUUCACCCUGCAGACUACAGCUGCCCUCAGGGCAUGUGGGUCCUUCUCGCUAAACCUAACCCUAACCCUGUCUCUGCCAUGUAGACUCACCUAACACAACAGUUCUAAAGCCCUGUGGAAUGGUGGGAGUGGUGAGCUCUAAAGGGCUUUUGAAGAGUAUGAAGUGGCUCUGUGGAUAGUACACUCCUAGAAAAAAAUAUUCCAAAAGGGUUCUUCAGGUGUCCCCAUAGGAGAACCCUCUUUGGUUCCAGGUAGAACCCUUUUUGGUUCCAGGUAGAACCCUUUUGGGAUCCAUGUAGAACCCUCUGUGGAAGGGUUCUACAUAUAACUAAAAGGGUUCUAUCUGGACCAAAAGGGUUCUACCUGGAACCAAAAAAAUUUAUUUAAAGGGUUCUCCUAUGGAGACAGCCAAAGAACCCUUUUAGGUUCUAGAUAGCACUAAAGAUAAAAGGAUGGGGGAGAGGGAGAGAUGGAGUAAGAGGGUAAUAGGCAGAGAAGGGGGGUAGCCUCUGGAUUGUUUUGCUGAGCCAGGGACUAUUUGAGCCACAGCACCUGCCCAUAGAUAGAGCAGCUGUCUCAGUGUCUCUCAGUGUUAGAGAUAUAACAUGCACCCCCUUUACAGACCCUCUGUACAGUAUACCAGGGGUCGACAACAGGCUGCAAGUGAUUUGGCCACCCAACUUUUUUUUGGGGGGGGGGGGUUAGUUUGUGGUAAAAAUGACUGUCAAAUCACCAGGAAUUCAGCUAAAAAUAAGUUUAAUUUAGGAAAUCUGCUCCCAAGUAUUCCCACAAAUAAAAAAGACGUGAUUCUCUCAAUGUAAUCAAGGUACAGAUGUAGGAUCUUAAUUUGAUCACUAUUUUGUUGCUGAGUAUGAAAUGCAAACUUGUAGUGUAUUCAAGGUUUAAAAAUGCUUCUAAUUUCCACUUUAAAAUGUCAGACUUGAUUUGCCCUAACGAAAAAUGUAUCAACCUAUACAAAAAAUGUCCAUUAAUUAUAAUCCACAUAAUAUUUAACAGUGCAUUCAGAAAGUAUUCAGACCCCUUGACUUUUUUCACAUUUUGUUAUGUUACAUCCUUAUUAUAAAAUAGAUUCAAUAAAGAAAUAUCCUCAUCAAUCUACACACAAUACCCCCUAAUGACGAAGUGAAAACAGGUUUUUGAGCUUUUUUUGCACAUUUAUUAUAAAUAAAAAACUGAAUUACCUUAUUUACAUAAGUAUUCAGACCCUUUGCUAUGAGACUCGAAAUUGAGCUCAGGUGCAUCCUGUUUCCAUUGAUUAUCCUUGAGAUGUUUCUACAACUUGAUUGGAGUCCACCUGUGGUAAAUUAUUUGGAAAGGCACACACCUGUCUAUAUAAGGUCCCAUUUGACAGUGCAUGUCAGAGCAAAAACCAAGCAUUGAGGUCGAAGGAAUUGUCCGUAGAGCUCCGAGACAGGAUUGUGUCGAGGCACAGAUCUGGGGAAGGGUACCAAAAAAUGUGUGCAGCAUUGAAGGUCCCAAAGAACACAGUGGCCUCCAUCAUUCUUAAAUGGAAGAAGUUUGGAACCACCAAGACUCUUCCUAGAGCUGGCUGCCCGGCCAAACUGAACAAUCGGGGGAGAAGGGCCUUGUUCAGGGAGGUGACUAAGAACCUGUUGGUCACUCUGACAGAGCUCUAGAGUUCCUCUGUGGAGAUGGGAGAUCCUUCCAGAAGGAAAACCAUCUCUGCAGCACUCCGCCAAUCAGGCCUUUAUGGUAGAGUGGCCAGACAGAAGCCACUCCUCAGUAAAAGGCACAUGACAGCCCUCUUGGUGUUUGCCAAAAGUUACCUAAAGGACUCUCAGACCAUGAGAAACAAGAUUCUCUGGUCUUAUCAAACCAAUAUUGAACACUUUGGCCUGAAUACCAAGCCUCAUGUCUGGAGGAAACCUGGCACCAUCCCUACGGUGAAUCAUGGUGGUGGCAGCAUCAUGCUGUGGGGAUGUUUUUCAGCGGCAGGGACUUGAACGGAGCAAAGUACAGAGAGAUCCUUAAUGAAAACCUGCUCCAGAGCGCUCAGGACCUCAGUCUGGGGCGAAGGUUCACCUUCCAACAGGACAAUGACCCUAAGCACACAGCCAAGACAACGCAGGAGUGGCUUCGGGACAAGUCUCUGAAUGUUCUUGUGUGGCCCAGCCAGAGCCUGGGCUUGAACCCGAUCGAACAUCUCUGGAGAGACCUGAAAAAAGCUGUGCAGAGACGCUCCCCAUCCAACCUGACAGAACUUGAGAGGAUCUGCAGAGAAGAAUGGGAGAAACUCCCCAAAUACAGGUGUGCCAAGCUUGUAGCGUCAUACCCAAGAAGAUGUCUGUAAUCGCUGCCAAAGGUGCUUCAACAAAGUAAUGAGUAAAGGGUCUGAAUACUUAUGUAAAUGUUAUAUUUCAGUUUUUUGUUUUUAAUACAUUUGCAAACAUUUCUAAAAACCUGUUUUUGCUUUGUUAUUAUAGGGAAUUGCGUGUUAAUUGAUGAGGAAAAAAACAAUUUAAUGCAUUUUAGAAUAAGGCUGUAACGUAACAAAAUGUGGGAAAAAUCAAGGGGUCUGAAUACUUUCCGAAUGCACUGUACAUUUCCUGUUGCUGCAGGAUUAUUUUCCUGCUGUAGCAAACUGGCUGAAAUUAAGGCUUAGUUGUGGUCAAUUUGCAGUGUAUAAAUUAUUAUAAUUAUGUUGGGCCCUGACCAUCCGCCAUCCGACAAAAAUCAGCCCUAGUUACGAUAACAGCAACUGCAAAAUGAGUAAAAUCAAAUCAAAUCAAAUCAAAUUGUAUUUGUCACAUACACGUUUAGCAGUUGUUAUAGCGGGUGUAGCGAAAUGCUUGUGCUUCUCCGACAGUGCAGUAAUAUCUAACAAGUAAUAUCUAACAAUUUCACAACAUAUACCUAAUACACACAAAACUAGUAAGGAAUGGAAUUUAAGAAAAUAUACAUAUAUGGACAAGCAAUGACAGAGCGGCAUGGACUAAGAUACACUAGAAUAUUAUAGAAUAGAAUGCAGUAUAUACAAAUGAGAUGAGUAGUGCAAGAUAUGUAAACAUUAUUAAAGUGACUGUAAACAUUAUUAAAGUGACUAGUGUUCCAUUUCUUAAAGUGGCUGUGAUUUCAAUAGGCAGCAGCAGCCUCUAAUGUAAAUGUAAAAUGUACUUUUGUUUAUUGUUCUCAAGAAUAAUAAUGUAACACGACUUGACACAAGAAUAAUAAUGUAACACAAGUAUCUAUGUAGGACCUUAAUUUGAGCCAGUUUGCUACAGCAGGAAAAUAAUCCUGCAGCAUCAGGAAAUGUGAAUUAUUAUGUAGGAAUUAUAAUUAAUGGACAUUUUUGUAGGGGUUGAUACAUUUUUCGUAAGGGAACACCAAGUCUGACAUUUCAAAGUGUCAAUUACAAACUUCAGAAGCCUUUUAAACCUCAAAUACACUACAAGUUUUACAUUUCCUGUAAUGCAGGAAAGUUCUCUUGCAACAGGGUGAUCAAAUUAAGAUCCUACAUCUGUACCAAUCAGCACCUUAUUUGAUACAUGAAUCAGCCUGUGAACAAAUCAUUAUGUGAAUUAAUCAGCACUGUAUACAGAGAAAUAAUUACUUAAUAAAUCAGUUAAGUGCUUUGUCAAGACACUUUAGCCCUGAAGGAGUAUGGGUACAGGGUCAGUCCCUCUAGCCCUCCUCAAUUCUAGUUGACCUGUUGCGGUUCAAGAAGGGUGCCAGGGCCAAGUGGUGCUCUCCCUGAUUCAUAAAUAAACAGAGGUUAGCUCUGUGAUUGUAAUUAUAGCUCUAAAAAGACUAUGACAUAUAGAGCCACAGUGGAAAAGCAGUUAGAGCAACACUCUCUUGAGAGAAGCAGCCCUGGGCUAACUCUUAUGGUACUGUUAGGUGGUGAGUGAGGAGCAGUGAUGGACACUGGCUGGAAAAGUGAGAACUGUCAGAGGACCACAACACAUGAAAGAGAAAUGAUCAUCUGUUGCCUAGUUAGAUGUAGAGAGCAGGGACCAAGCCUCAGUCCAUGGGUUACUGUUUAUCAUACACUAUCACUCUCCAGGGAGAAAGCUUGCUAGCUUUUAAACUUUGGAAUAGUAGAUACAUAGACUACAGCAAACGAUUAACCCUGUAGUACAACAGUUAAAACAUCUACAGAAACAUGUAUCGUGUUUUAUUUACUUAUGUUUUGUAAAUAGAGGUACAGGAUGUGAUAUUCUCAUUCUACACUGUAUCUUACUAAGCCUUAUCGCCGUGUUCAUGUGCUCUGAUAGGACGACGGUGGAGAGCCUGACCAAUCAGAAUGAGGAGGAGCUGCAGCGUCUCUGUGAGGAGCGGCAGCAGGAGAUCAGCCACAUUCAGGAGAUCCUCGAGACCAAGGUCGAGCUGCUGCAGGAGGUACACGCACGCACACACACACAUAUACACACACACACACACUCACACACACACACACACACUAAUGCUGGAGGUCACACAGAUCUGACAGAAACUAGUAUUAUUCCAAUGUUGAUGAUUCCGAUACACUUUGUUACUGUGCUCAGUUUCAAAUGCUGUGGUUACAUUUGGAACAUUCACUGACACUCCUGAUGCAUUGUGUUGUCAGGAGGCCCAGUUAGCGCGGGGCGAGGCUGAGAAGAUGGCCUCUCUGGCAGAGGCUGAGUCCCAGCGCUGCCUGGCCCUGGAGAGAGAGAUGAAGAUGGAGGAGGAAGAGGAGGAGUGUGAGGGAGGGUCACUAGGAUCCAGGCUGCAGCAGGAGGCCCUGGCAGAGAAGGACAGGUGAGCGGGAGGACUGGUGUCGAUUGAGGUGUGACUGGCAUGUCAGUGUGUUGUUUCUCUCAGAGAAUGUGUGAAUUUAAUGCCAGAUCAGGGUUUAUUGCCAGGUCAGGGUUCCAUGGCCGCAGGCGGAACAGCAGAAACUGGGUCCGCAGCACGACCAGGUGGACUAGGGACAGCCAGGGGUCGUCAGGCCAGGUAGUCCUCCGGGAGGGGAGAGAGAGAUGGAGAAUUAGAGGGAGCAUAUCUAAGAUCACACAGGACACCAGAUAUAACAGACUGACCCUAGCCCCCCGGCACAUAGACUAUUGCAGCAUGGAGACAGGAGACUGAGACGGGGGAUCGGGGGACACUGUGGCCCUGUCCAAAGUUACCCCCGGACAGGGACAACCAGGCAGGAUAUAACCCCACCCACUUUGGCUAAGCACAGCCCCCACACCACUAAAGGCAUAUCAACAGGCCGCUAACUUACUACCCUGAGACAAGGCCGAGUAUAGCCCACGAAGAUCUUCCCGCCGCGCGAGCCCGAGGACAGGAAGGAUGGAAGAGUGCGAGCAGGCCAGUGACUCAGCCCCCGUAAUAGGGUCAGAGGCAGAGAAUCACACUGAUAAAAUUGACAGGGAAACAGUGCCAGAGUCGUGCCCUACGUACAUACUGUCCUCUACUGAAAGAGUGGCAUGGGGUCACAGAUAUCAGUCCAAGAGGUGUUGCAGAGCUUGUUUCAUUAGGAAUUUCAGCCCAACAGUCAUAAAACAUACAAGCCUUGUUUGUCACAAUUUUAGUGGUUAAAAUUCAGUCAGGCCUAUACUUUCCUCUCUCUCUCUCUCUCUCUCUCUCUCUCUCUCUCUCUCUCUCUCUCUCUCUCUCUCUCUCUCUCUCUCUCUCUCUCUCUCUCUCUCUCUCCAUCUCUCUCUAUCUCUCUCUCUCUCUCUCUAUCUCUCUCUCUCUCUCUCGCUCUCUCGCUCUCAAUUCAAUUCAAAGGGCUUUAUUGGCAUGGGAAACAUAUGUUUACGUUGCCAAAGCAAGUGAAAUGGAUAAUAAAGAAAAGUGAAAUAAAGAAUCAAAAAGGAACAGUAAACAUUACACUCACAACAUUUUCGAAAGAAUAGAGACAUUUCAAAUGUUAUAUUAUGGCUAUAUACAGCGUAGUAACAAUGUGCAAAUAGUUGAGUACAAAAGGGAAAAUAAAUCAACAUAUAAAUAUGGGUUGUAUUUACAAUGGUGUUUGUGCUUCACUGGUUGCCCUUUUCUUGUGGCAACAGGUCACAGAUCUUGCUGCUGUCUCUCUCUCUCUUUCUCUGCCUCUCUCACUUUCUCUCUCGCUCUCCCUAACUCUCUCACUCUCCCUAUCUCUCUCUCUCAGAGUAAUAGAGAAGCUGACUGUGGAGAGGAGGUCGCUGAGCCACCGGGUCGGAGAGCUAGAGGUCAGAGUUCACGACCUCUCCUCUUCCCUCCAGAAGAAAGACAGGGAUGCAGAGGUAUUCACUCAAGUAUAAUAAUUACUACAGUCAGAAACAGAUUCUACGCACACCUUCUCACAAAUCAUAACCUGUCCACAUAUAUGACACCGGGUGACAUUUGGUUUUAUGACUGGAGGCCUAGUACUGGUUCUGAUAUUUGAUUGGGCACGCGAGGGCCAACUGUACUGUACUCACAGCUAGCUACUGACAUAUGGGUAAGUCACGCUCUUCACAGGUUAGCCAUACAUCUCCUGCCCUCCGUCCUGCCCUUCCCUCCCCUCCCUGUCCCCCAUCCCAAGGGUAUGAAGGGCUGAACCCAGAUGGUCCGGGUGGUUGAGAUACCGUUACCAUAUCUGUCCUGUAUUUAUAAACAUGUUGUAUGUACAGUAGGUCAGUGGAACCCUGGCACCUGAUCCUAUGCUAGGCUAACACACCUCAGCGCCACCGUGAUGAGGAAAAACACAGAUGGCUUUUAUGAGUUAUAUGCAGCAGGACUCACAUGAGUGCCUCCAUGUCUAUUUUUGAUCCUAGACUGUAGUUGGUUCAACGGUACCUCUUAAGGGGUAGUGGAAAUCUAUAAUAUCCUGGCUCAGAAAAUGUAACCCUUUUCACAAUAUUUCAUGCCGUCAUGCAAUCCUGUCAUUCAUAUAUUUGUUUUAACAGUUUUCUGAGGAACAAGAGAUUGGGUUCAUUAUGAGUUUCUACAUUUUUUUAUUGUUACUUAUUUACCACCCUUAUUGUCUUCUGCCCACAGUUGCUGCGGGGUGAAAUGGGUCGAGAGAAGAGGCGUAUCCAGCCAGAGAUGC
This is a messenger RNA of Coregonus sp. 'balchen', 26847 nucleotides long. Lineage: Eukaryota; Metazoa; Chordata; Actinopteri; Salmoniformes; Salmonidae. The record is from the annotation of a GenBank genome assembly.